AUGGGGGCUCAGGCACAACCGGGCUCCCCAGCGCCCACCGGCGAGCACAGGCACCGCGCCAACGGCACCGGGCAGCGGGUGUGCCAGAACACACCGUGCUCCUCCGGCGCCUCUCGCUGCGGCAUGGGGCCGGCGCUCGUUUCCUUCAGUCGUGCUCUCUUACUGCAGGAAACCUCGCACCGAGGGUCCCGGGCCUUCAGGGAGGGGGUUCAAUUUGCCCCUUCAGCGCAGGACGUGGCUUGCGAGAGCCUCUGCCAGAUCCUGGAAGCUUCUGUCAACAUCGGAAGCCGCAGCCUUGACGUGCAGCUGGACCCUCUCCUGGGCACCCUCCACCCCCAGAUUUGUGCUCCUGCAGAUCCAUCUGUCCCCCUGACUGUUAAAAAUCACACCGAGGUUCUUCGAUGCUUCACCGUCCUGGCCUGCUCCUUCCCCGACCGUGUGCUGGCCUUCCUCCUCCCCAAGCUGGAGAGCAGCAACGAGAGGACCCGUGUGGGGACACUCCUCAUCAUGAGGCAGAUCAUCAACAGCGCCCCCUCUCAAAUGGAGAUUAAAAAGCCCUUUAUUCUUUCCUCUAUGAAACUUCCUCUGCAAGACAGCAACAAUAAGGUGAAGCGGGCGGUGGUGCAGGUGAUCAGCGCCAUGGCUCACCACGGCUACCUGGAGCAGCCCGGCGGCGAGGCCAUGCUGGAGUUCCUGGUGCGGCAGUGCGCCCUGCCCUCCGAGCCGCACGUUGUCUCAACGUCACGACGGGGAGACGUGUCCCCUGGGGGUGCUGGCCACUGCCUCCGUGCUGACCUGCGCUUCCCCUCUCCUCCAGCAGCCCAAAAGCAGCCGCUGGAUGCCGAUGACCUCGCGAGUGACUCUGUCCGGAGCAUCAGCGUCAAUACGCUCUUUCUCCUCAGCACCACUGUGGACAGGAUGAACAACGUUGUAUCUUCACAGCCGUACGCAGGAGAGUGCAGGGGGGCGGCUGCCCUGCGGCUGCUGGGUGUGCUGCAUUACAGCAUCCACCCCGCGCUGGACCUGCUUUGGAACAAGAAGGUCCCUCUCCUGGUGGAACACGUGGAAGAGAACACGGAGAGUUCCCUGUGCCAGAAGGAGUGGGAGGAGGAGCUACUGCUGUUCCUCCAGGAGACACUGGCGGCUGUUUCUGACAACACGUGGAUUUGCCAUUUUGUGACGGAGAUGUGCAGGCAGCUGAACAGCUACAACGGCUUCGUGCUGGAGAAGAAUUUCCUGUAUAAAUGCAUUGGGACGACGCUUGGGGCAUGUGCCAGCAAAGACCUCGUGCAAAAGCAUCUCCAGGAGCUCCUGGAAACAGCCCGAUACCACGAGGAGGCAGAACGGGAGGGACUGGCUUCCUGCUUUGGGAUAUGUGCAAUAAAUCACCUAGAGGAAACCCUGGCCAAGCUGGAAGAUUUUGUUAGGUCUGAUGUCUUCAAGAAAUCCGUGGGACUGUUCAGUAUCUUCAAGGAUCGUAGCGACAAUGAAGUGGAGAAAAUCAAGAGCACCCUCAUCCUGUGCUAUGGCUACGUCGCUGUGUACGCACCCAAGGAGCUGGUGCUGUCCAGAAUCGAAGCGGACAUCCUGAAGAACAUCUUCCAGUACUUUAACACCAAGGACCUGACCCUUAAGCUGUGCCUCAUCCGGAGCAUCUGCAUGAUCAGCCAAGCCAUCUACAACGGCGUGAAGUGUGGGGACUUCAUCUUCUCCCGCAAAGCUGAGCUUGUGGCCCAGAUGGUGGAGUUCAUAAAAGCGGAACCGCUGGAGGCGAUGCGGACACCGGUCCGCCAGCGGGCGAUGAUCACCUGCACUUACCUGGUCAUCCUGGAGCCCCACCUGAGCGACCCCGACAGGACGGAGCUGAUGGAUACCUGCCUGGCUGGUGUGCUUGCCCUCCCGCCGCUGGAACCGGGGAGGGAGCGGGAGGAGAGCAGUGAUGCCUUACCCAAGGAGGUGCGGAAGGAGGAAGGUGGCGCAGGAGGGCGGUUGCCCAUGCUGCUUGGUUGCCACGCGAUGCUGUAUGGUGACACCAUCAGUGCCCUUAAAGACCUACUGAAGAGCCUUCUGCAGAGGAACUUGACCCCCCACGGGCUGCAGGACAUGUUUGCGCAUUUAGGCCCCUGGAUCAAGUCGAACAAGGAACACGAGCGGCAGCGAGCGGUGGAGGUCAGCGCUGCCUUGCUGGACUUCUACCUGAGCAAGCUGAACGUCAGCACCGUCAUCCCCUUCUACAACCUUGGCGUCCUGAUCGCGCUCUUCUCCCCGCGCUGCUCAGACUCCCUGGCCAGCGUUCGCCAGCACGCCGUCGACUGCGUCUACUGCCUGCUCUACAUCCAGCUGUGCUACGAAGGAGAGGUCACUCCUCCCCUUCAGCUGGCCCGAGCGCUGGCCCUGGGACGAGCCCAGCGCCUGCCUGCCUUCCGCAGGGAGAGGACGGAGUGUUUCGCCCGGGAUCACAGAGACGAGAUGGUGGAGGGGCUGAAGGCUCUGAAGAAAGGUCUGGAGGAGCCCGACUUCACCGUCCUCUUCCACACCUGCAACAACAUCGCCAUGGUGAUCGGGAAGCGUGUCCCUCCGGACCAGCUGAUGAGCCUCCUGCUCGCCAUGUUCGAGGGGCUGGCGGACCCCGAUAAAAACUGCUCCCGAGCGGCCACGGUCAUGAUCAACUCCCUGCUCAAGGAGCGCGGGGGGGUCCUGCAGGAGAAGGUGCCCGACAUCAUGAGCAUCAUCCACAGCAAGCUGGAGGAGGUGGACGAGGAGCACAUCCGGAAGGCGGCCCAGCAGACCGUUUACAUCCUGGCCUCCCAGCACAAGAGCGUGGUGGUGUCCAGCCUCCUGGGCAGCGCCUUGCCCUUUGACAGCCACACGUGCGCCAUGUGGCGGUCGCUGGCCACCGAGCCGGCCCUCACCUCGCAGAUCCUGGAGCAGCUCCUGGAGAAGGUCAACAGGGACGUCCCGUACAAGGAGAGCAAAGGCUUCCUGCUGGGCAGCGGGGCCGAGCGCAUCGCCACCCCCCUGCCCCUGGCCGCCACAUGUGCUUUGUAUGAGAUCAUGUCUGCUCCGGAGUCUGGGGCAGCAGUGCUGGGACUCUACCCGCCGUUGUUUGUGACUCUCCUGCUGCGCGUCAGCUGCACCGUGGGUGUUCAGCUACCGAAAAACCUGCAGAGCAGGGAGAGGAGGAGCAGCAGCCACGGCCUGGCCCCCCGGAGCCUCCAUCCCUGCAGCGCCAUGGCACGACACGCCGGCCCCCGGCUCCCCCUGAUCGUGAAGAACCUCAUCCCGACGCUGAGCAGCGUCUUCGACAGCCAGAGGAUCACCAGCACUGCCUUCCUCGCCGAGGUGAGCGGGGGGUGGCUGCGGGCUGGCUCAUGGCCCUCCAUCCCUCCGUCCGUCUGUCCGUCCGCGCCCGGGAUGAGGGUUAAGCUGCAGCGGGGCUCUGCCCGUCCUCGGCUUCCCGACCCUCUGGUGGAGGGGAUGGCAGAGAAGCGCCUGCAGGAGUCCAACUCUGAACACAUCACCGCCCUCCUCAGCAGUAACGUGGUGAAUGACCUGAUGCUGCUGGAGACGGUGAUGGAUAACAUGACGGGGAGGCAGAAGGACGCCUGCACCUUGGUGCGGAUGCUGGCGCUGCGCGGGCUCGGCAACAUUGCCUCUGGCUCACCCGAAAAGGUGAGGAAGCACGGGGCCAAGCUCCUGGCCUCCAUGGUCAAUGGCAUGGAUGACAAAGACGACCCCCACAACCUGGUUGCGCUCGAGGCCAUGUCCAGCCUCUCCAAACUCCUGGAUCACGUGGAGGAGAGAGACAUCCAGUCCAUGCUCCUGCACAUUGCCAUCAGGAUCCGGCCCUUCUUCGACAGCGAGCAGCCUGACCUCCGCCAGUCGUCCAUCAUGCUCUUCGGCAACCUGAGCAGGUUCAGCGAAGGCAACUGCGAAGUCUUCUUCGAGCAGAUCCUGAACGGGCUGGUGACGCUGCUGCUGCACCUCCAGGACCCGAAGCCGGAGGUCGUCAAAGCCUGCAAGUUUGCCCUGCGCAUGUGCGGCCCCAGCAUGGGCUGCGAGGGGCUCUGCGACAUGUUCCUCAACCACCUGCGCGAGGAGAGGAGCCUGCACUACGGCGAGUUCAUGAACAACGUCUGCAAACACCUGAUGCAGAGUUACCCUGAGAUGCUGAACCGCCUGAUCCUCACCAACCUCUUCUACUUCAAGAGCAACUGGGUGGACAUCCGAGCCGCCGCGCCCAUGUUCAUCGGCUUCCUCGUGCUGCACGUGGACGAAGAGCACUGUCAGCAAGUGGACCUGGACCAGCUCAUUUCGG
Athene cunicularia (burrowing owl) is the source of this 4318-nucleotide messenger RNA. RefSeq names its product maestro heat-like repeat-containing protein family member 1. The transcript is spliced from 32 exons. The record is from RefSeq and is a predicted model, not a curated record. NCBI's taxonomy places the organism in Eukaryota, Metazoa, Chordata, Aves, Strigiformes, Strigidae. Gene Ontology annotation, cellular component: cytoplasm. The annotation marks the transcript as partial.